Molecule: messenger RNA, 565 nt
Organism: Amoebophrya sp. A25
Lineage: Eukaryota; Dinophyceae; Syndiniales; Amoebophryaceae
Source: the annotation of a GenBank genome assembly
UACAACUACAAGCACUUGUGCAAAAUUUUGUGAAGCCUAGUAUAUUUAGUACUUUCUUGUUCUUCUAGAAGUAGAUGCAGUCUUCACAUGAUCCUCCAUUCGGCUACUCCGUCAUUUCAUCUCUUAAUUGUGUGCGCAGACAUGAAUUUCAUUCGUCCCUCAAUCGUUCACAACUUUCAGGUAUCAAUAUUCCUCCUCGUGGUGGGUUUCAUUUGGUCAACAGGGGCUUGCGUCGGUUUUAUGUCUGACACCGUUCCCGAGGACCGGAAGGCCUUGGGCGUCUAUCCUGUUUGGUUGUUCUAUGUAGCAAUUGCUUGGAUGAUACUACUUGCAUUAAUAAGUUGAGAAAUUCACGUGAGGAAGGUGACGGAGAACACCAACAAAGAUGACGAGGAUGGUUCAUUUUCAAGAACGGGGACACUUGAAAGUGGAUAGAACUUCGCGUGUCUCCUUAUGGGGACAAAUGCAAACACCGUCAUGAACGAUCGUGUAUAUGCAGCUUUGGAGGGUUCGAUUGCAGUUUAGAAGGAGCAAUACAUCCUUCGCGUAAAAAAUACGAGAAUAC